Vitis vinifera (wine grape) is the source of this 1989-nucleotide messenger RNA. RefSeq names its product putative disease resistance protein At1g50180. The coding region runs from base 1 to 1989 and encodes 662 amino acids. Lineage: Eukaryota; Viridiplantae; Streptophyta; Magnoliopsida; Vitales; Vitaceae. Gene Ontology annotation, molecular function: ADP binding. The record is from RefSeq and is a predicted model, not a curated record. The transcript is spliced from 5 exons. Gene Ontology annotation, biological process: defense response to other organism.
AUGGCGACAGAGGUUGUGGUUUCCUUUGCGAUUAAAAGGUUCGGUGACAUGCUCAUUCAAGAAGCAAUUUUCUUGAAGGGGGUACGGGGGAAAGUCGAGAGGCUGAAGAAAGAUCUAGGGGCCAUGAAAUGCUUCUUGGAAGAAGCGGAGAUAAAGCAAGAAGAAGAUUUAAGAGUGCGCAACUGGGUUUCUGAAAUCCGUGAUGCGGUUUAUGAUGUUGAGGACAUCAUAGACAUGUUCAUCCUGAAUGCAGAGUCCCUGAGAACAGACUACUUUCACAAGCGUGUCUUCAAGAAGUUGAUAAACCGCCAUAAGGUUGGCAAGAAAAUUGAAGACAUCCAACUUACCCUCCAAUACAUCUCAAAUAGGCGGGAGGCUCUCGGAAUAAAAAAUAUUGGAGAAGGAACAAGCGGUUCGGGUCAAAUGUUGCAGGAUCUAAGACGCUCCUCUCCUCGUGCAGAAGAACGUGUCAUCGUGGGCCUUACACAGGAGGCAGAUAAGCUAGUGAAGCAGCUCACCGUAGGAGACCAAAGGCGCCGCGUGAUUUCUAUGGUAGGAAUGGGCGGCAUAGGCAAAACCACCCUUGCCAAGAAGGUCUAUAAUCAUGAAAAAAUUGUGAAACACUUUCCAGAUUGUCGUGCCUGGAUUUAUGUAUCCCAAGAUUGUAGACCCAGAGAGGCUUAUAUGCAAAUUAUUAACCAGGUUUCUGCACCAACUAAAGAGCAAGCAGAAAUGAUAGAGAAGUAUGGAGAGAACGAGUUGGGGGAUUUCCUUCAUGAUCAUUUGAAGGAGAAAAGAUAUUUGAUAGUUCUGGAUGACGUAUGGACCUGUGCCGAUUGGGAUUUUCUUGCAAAAGUGAGCAGCAACGAUCCUGAUUGCCCUGGAAAUGUUUUUCCCGAUGGGAGUAACGGCAGCAGAUUACUUCUUACAACUCGAUAUAAGGAUGUUGCUUUGCAUGCAGAUGCUCGAACUAUUCCCCAUGAAAUGCGGCUUCUAUCCAAACAACAGAGCUGGAACUUGUUUUUUCGGAAGGCGUUCCUUGAUACUGAUAGCGAGAGAUAUCCUCCAGAUUUGAAGGAACUUGGGGAAGAGAUGGUGGACAAAUGUAAUGGUUUGCCAUUGGCCAUCGUUGUAUUGGGGGGUUUGCUGUCAAGAAAUAUGUCACAUACAGAAUGGAAGCAAGUGCAUGAUAACAUUAGUGCAUACCUUGCUAAAGAAGGCCAAAUGGGAGUAAUGGCAAUGCUAAACCUGAGCUACAUCGACUUGCCCCAUUACUUGAAACCGUGCUUUCUUCAUUUAAGCCACUUCCCAGAAGAUUAUUUGAUCUCCUCAAGAAAACUGCUCCUUUUAUGGACUGCUGAGGGUUUUGUGCCAGAACAAGAUGACGGAAGAAUGAAAGACAUGGCUGAGGUUUACUUGAAUGAGUUAAGCAAUAGAAAUUUGAUUCAAGUAGUGAGAAGGAGUGUUAAUGCAAGGGUUACGAAAUGUCAGGUAUGUGCUGCAACAGGUCAAACAUCAGCGAGCUGUAGGAAGGCUGUCGAAGGGUUAGCUGCCUUUCUAGAAUACUAUAAGUGGUACUGUCCAGUGAAUGCUGCAUCUGAUAAAAUCGUCUCUUCUGUAGCUUCAGUGAUUGGGAGCAAUUCUUCAGAGCUUCCCAAACAAAUGCAGGGUCCUGAUUUUGCUGUGAUUGUCAAUUCUGUAACAUCCAAGAAAGUUGCUGCUUUGAUCACUCUCACUGAGGCCCUGAGAACAAACUGCCUUCUCAAGCGUGCCUUCAAAAAGUUGAUGAGCCUCUACGAUGUUGGCAAGAAAAUUGAAGCCAUCCAACAUAGCCUCCAAGACAUCUCAAAGAGGCGGGAAGCUCUCGUAAUAAAAAAUGUUGGAGACGGAACAAGCCAUUCAGCUCAGAUGCUGCAGGAUCUUAGACGGUCCUCUCCUCAUGCAGAAGAACAUGUUAUUGUGGGCCUGAAAGAAGAAGCAGAUAAUUAA